Molecule: messenger RNA, 2290 nt
Organism: Aspergillus ibericus CBS 121593
Lineage: Eukaryota; Fungi; Ascomycota; Eurotiomycetes; Eurotiales; Aspergillaceae
Exons: 4
Coding region: 398-2290 (630 amino acids)
Biological process (GO): regulation of DNA-templated transcription
Molecular function (GO): zinc ion binding; DNA-binding transcription factor activity, RNA polymerase II-specific
Source: RefSeq, a predicted model, not a curated record
CAAUUCUCUUGCCAUGAACGGCCUGACCUUGACCACAUGGAAGAUAAUUAGCGAAUGAAAAAGCAGGAUAACAUGGUGAUAGCCAAUCCACGCACAGACCGACCAACUAAAACAACCGCUCUGCCACCCAAGAUCAGGGCGUCAAGUGUAACGAUUCGUAUAUGCUAAGUCUUGCCAUGGCACCGAUGUCUGAGACAGGUACGAUGAAGUAUAAUAGACUACCUCACCGCAUUUGUAUGCAGCUAGCAUCUCGCUGUUAUAUCUUGUCAGAUAUUGUCAAAUCCGGGCGUUGUUCGGGAUACCCGAAGUUAAUGAGAGUAACAUGAAGCACAGACAGGUAUGGCAUCCAUGACGCGCAAAUCCGCACUAACAAACACAGAAUCAUUCUGGACAUGCCAUGCCAGACUUGGCGUGCACCAGAUGCCGGGAGCGCAAGAUACGCUGUGGCCGAGAACGGCCUCGCUGUCGGAACUGUGAGAGGGAGGGAGGCGUGGUUUGCGUCUACCGGAUUCCGGCCAAGCGCGUCAACCAUCUUAAACUUCUAUGUGAUAGCAUCGAACGGCUGCAGGAUCGAUUGACAACCAUCGAGUCUCAUCUUAGUCGACUUCAUGGACCCGGCCUUGAGGAGCAGACCACCCUUUCGUGUGGGUUGCGUGGCAUGUCUGCAAGCAGUGGCAAUGAUUCCGAUCUCGAUGACGACGACACCAAGGAGGGGGUCAUGCAACAGCCAGACUAUUCUUUCGGAUCUGCCUCUGUUUCAGAUCUCUGCGACCAGCUUCGGAGACGCAUUUUAUCGGCGGCCGAAGAUUCCGAUGCCGAAUGGCGGCCGCGGUGCGACAUGCUCCAGCACCUAUGCGAGAUGGCAAGCCGGACGGAGCCUUUUCCGUCUUACAACGAUCGGAUCCUUGUUCCGCUGCUGCCUAAACAACAGGUGAUGACCGCCAUUGAUCGGUUUCUUCACCAACAAGACUGCCAGACGGACAUUUUUGUUCCUGAUAAUCUCCGGGCCAACCUUGACCGGGUGUAUGCUCAGCAACAGCCGCAGCCUGACGACGAUGCAUGGGGGAUUUGCUUCCAGACCAUCGCCAUACUAGCCCUAGGCUCAGGACUGUCACCACAGCACGGAAAUGGGCUAUUUGGCGACUUUGCUCGAUCCUUUCUACCCACGCGAGCGGCUUCGGUCAGCUCCCGCCUGCUAACCACCCCCCGGCUUAUCAAUGUGCAGACCUUGCUCCUUCUUAGUGUGGCAGCGCAACGAUUGGACCCGCCCGGAUGGGCAGAACUAAUUUUCGCCCAUGCCUGCAUGCUGGCACGGUUCAUGGACUUGCAGCAUACAAUAUCUUCAGAUUCCGUCACACCGGCUGAGCGAGCCAAAGUGCUUCGAGCGUUGUAUGUGCGAGAUCGUAGUCUGUGCACAUUGCGAGGGUCAGUCCUCUGGCUGCCUAGUGAUGACUCCAACAUUGUCUCGCAGUUGCGGGCGAUUCCAGACCAUGACAAAUACUCCCACCGACUGCACCUCUCUUUGAUUCAGGAGGAUAUAUACCAGCUGACCCGAGCGGGUUCAAUGUCUUUUAUUUCCCACAGCUCUCAAGAGAGUCUGUUGCGCACGAUAGAGGAACAGCUCGAUUAUUAUGACCGCACACUGGGUCUUCAAUGCUUGGCGGCAUCAUCUUGUGGGCCGCAGCUUGUCACCGUGCUGGAGUUCUUAAGCACACGAAUCAUGGCUCUGCAACAUGUCCGAGAGCCACGACAUGCCGAGCAAGUUCGAUGCGAUGCGCGAACUAGCUGCUUGCUUUUGCUCACGGCCUCUGGCGACCAAGACCCGGCCAUUGUAUACAGCCUAAACGCCUUGAUAAGUGGAAGCGCUCCCGAGAGAAGCCAGGGACAUUCCAGCUCCGCUAUCCCGUUUUCCAGCAUCCUGGACCAUGUCAGUCGGACACAGACUAAUAACCACCACCGGAAGGUGGCCUGGAUGCUUGCGCAGCUGCUGGCUUUGCUGGAUGUCGUUCCAGAGGUCCAACCAAGACGGUCAGUGACUGAAUCGCCCAAGGCUAUACAGAAUGACAUUUCUACUCCGCCGUAUUGGCCGGCAGCGCCAUCAAAUGUCCCCCUGACAUGGGAGAGUUGGCUGGCUGGGGCAUCAUCUCUGGGGCUUUCGCCCCUUGGCUCUGGGACGCCGUUGGAGACGUGGAAUUUGGUCGGUACUCAGGCCCCGGACACGGAUGCAUUGAUGCCCUGGCCGACGAGUGAGGGGUCGUCGGCCGGGCAGGCCGGUUCGCGGCGUGAAUAG